Triplophysa dalaica is the source of this 1517-nucleotide messenger RNA. It is a transcript of the gene sack1a, whose product is annotated as protein FAM83A. Bases 1 to 1239 code for a protein of 412 amino acids. Gene Ontology annotation, biological process: epidermal growth factor receptor signaling pathway. Lineage: Eukaryota; Metazoa; Chordata; Actinopteri; Cypriniformes; Nemacheilidae. The transcript has 4 exons. The record is from RefSeq and is a predicted model, not a curated record.
AUGAACCUUGCAGGUAAUGGAUUGUCUGUGCAGCGUUUCUUGAAUCCCAAAAUGAUAGGGAAGAUAAAACGGAGGGCUCAGGAGAUGAGAAAGCCAAACCGUCUGGUGUGUGGGGUGGAUCUGAGUCACAACGAGAGCACACGCCUGGCCAUGGAUGCUCUUCUGGACACGGGGUUGACCGGAUACCAGGAGAUGUUGAACAAGGAGAACGAAGCCAACUUUCUUUCGGUAGAGGAGAAAGCAUACAUCUUAAACAGUGCCGUUAAGCCCCUCGUUGAAGAUGAAGAAACAGAAGGGUAUGAAGAGAUGUCCAGGUCUCCAUCUGUGUCCUCGUGGACGUACUUUCCUUUGGCCACAGAGAGUGAGCCCCCCGUUCUUGACUAUGGCUGGCCAGUGGCUGACUGGAGUUACCACCUGCAAGGCAUUCCUCGUGUGGAGGUGUUUUUCCAGUCUGUUAAAUCCGCUUCUAUGAAAGACCUGCUACGGGAACUUAUCAGGCAAGCCACUAAAGUAUUGGCAAUAGUCAUGGACACAUUCAGCGAUGUGGAGAUUUUUUGUGAUCUACUGGAAGCAACAAGAAAGCGGAAUGUGUACGUCUAUCUGCUUUUGGACCACACCAAUUUACAGGUGUUUGAGGACAUGUGUGAACAUUUGAAGAUCAACAAGUCACAUCUUACUCGGAUGUCAAUUCGUAGCGUUCAGGGACAAACGUAUUGUGCCAAAUCUGGGAGAAAGUUCACUGGUCAGGUGAAAGAGAAGUUCAUCAUUGUAGACUGCACACAGGCGCUGGUCGGCUCCUACAGUUUCACCUGGCUCUCCUGGCAGGUUCACCGAAGCUUGGCUGUGCUCUUUAAAGGCAGCGGGGUGAAACCCUUUGACCUGGAGUUUCGCACACUAUUUGCCAUUUCUAAACCAGUGCCGGGUCUUUCCUGUCAAACAUCCAGUGCCUCUGAUCCCUACAGCCUCCCACCCUUGGAGCAAACACACACCCUGAUCUGCCCGGCAGGCACCUCAGAGGCUUAUCAUCUCCAGCACAAGCCGAGGAGCCCAAGUUUCCCAAGCAUCCCUACACCUCCUGUACUGGUAAGACGGACCAGCUAUCCAUGCAUCUCAACUGCACCACAAAGAUCUCAGUGGCUUCAACGGAAGAACACGAUCCAUCCCACCAUUCCAUCUCAGUUCUCUCUCUUCCAUGAUUAUAACAUGGGGUCAAAUCUAGAGGCCAGUGCAGAACAGUAGAGAUGCUGAGGCAUCUACUCACUGGUGCUAAUCCAAGAUUUAUAAUUCAAGAUUAAUAACAACCCGUGUGUAAAAUUAAUUAGUAUAAAUACUUUGUAUUAAUUGGUUAUACUAACUUAUAGGUGUGUUUUAUGCUUUGCUAAGCCCCGCCCAACUUUAACAAGUUUCCUGGUGUGAUCCGCCAUAUUACAUACCUUUUGUCUAUGGAAGUGAUUUCUGUUUGCUAACAUUUUACCAAAAAUAAUAAUAUAAAUGAACAUAAUUUGUGUUUAAAGUUU